GCGGCAAAGAUACAAAAUGCCCAAGCUGGCGUCCGCCGUGGCCUGCCUCGUGGCCAUCUACCCGCUGGCGAUGCUCGCCUGCAUCGAGUCGCUCUCGUACGGCCUCCUCGUGCCCGUGCUGCCCAUCACGACGACCGAGUACUUUGCCCGCAAGGCCAACCACGGCGUGCCCAUUGACUGCGUCCGCAACCACACCGCCAGCGUGUGCAUUGCGGGCUCGCGCCAGGCCAACCUCUGGUCGAGCGCGACGUCGUCGGCGGGGUCCAUCGUGAGCUUCCUCCUCGCGCCGCUCGUGGGUCAAAGCUCCGACAUUUACGGCCGCAAGCCGUUUAUCGUGCUGGCCCAAGUGCUGCAUGUGGUCUACCCAUUCACCGUCUUGCUGUUCAACGACUACAACCAAGACAUUCUCAUCUACUUUAUCACGAAAUUUGUCUACAACGCCUAUCUAUCGGGCUCGGUCUUUGCCGCGUGCGUCGCCGAUGUCAUUGCGCCGCAGAACCGAGCGACGGCGUUCGGCGCCCUCUUUGCGGUCGGGUCGCUCUCGUACUCGCUCGCGAUCGCCUUGACGCAGCACCUCUCGACGUACCAAAUUCUGGUCACUUCGUGUGGGUUCUACGUCCUCCGGCUGAUCUGGAGUCUCGCGUGCAUCUCCGAGACGCUGCCCAAGCGCGUGGCCAAGCACGCGUCAACGACUGCGUCGCUCAACCCGUUUGUCGCGAUGGGCAUCCUUCUCCAGACACCCCUCUUUCGCGGUCUCUCCAUCAUCAUCGCUCUCUCGACCUUUGUCUCGUCGGGCUUGAUGAGCUACCGCACCUUCUACUUCAACAACGUGCUCGGGUUCGACAAGAAUGGCAUCGCGACCUUUAUGCUGCUCGUGGGCGUGAGCUCGAUGGUGGCCCAAGGCGUGCUCCUCCAGCCACUUCUCUCGGUCCUGCGCGAGAAAGGCGUCCUCGUCCUCUCGCUGCUGGCGUAUACCGGCAUGGCGGCCCUGUACCUCGUCUCGCUCCUCACCCACGACGCGGCGUGGAUCUUUGUCUGCGCCGUGCUCUCGGGCCUCGGCGACAUUGGCUUCGCGGCCAUCUCGUCGCUCAAGUCGAUCCACGUCAGCGCCCAGGACCAAGGCCACGUCCAAGGCGCGGUCUACGGCGUGCGGGCGUUCGCCACCGCGCUCGGGCCGCUCGCGUACUCGACGCUCUACGCGACGCUCUCGACCAAGAGCGAGAGCGAGCAAGCGGUCCCGUUCUUGCUCUCGCUGGUGCUCUACGCGGCGUCGGUCCUCGUCGCGUGCAAGCUGCGCGUCGGCGCGACGCCGACCUUUCUCGAUACCGAGAGCAGCACCGAAGACGAGGCAGGCCGCGUCCCGUUGCUUUUCGACGAAGAGCUGGCACCCUAGGAGA
Molecule: messenger RNA, 1397 nt
Organism: Saprolegnia parasitica CBS 223.65
Lineage: Eukaryota; Oomycota; Saprolegniomycetes; Saprolegniales; Saprolegniaceae
Exons: 8
Coding region: 17-1393 (458 amino acids)
Biological process (GO): transmembrane transport
Molecular function (GO): transmembrane transporter activity
Source: RefSeq, a predicted model, not a curated record